This is a messenger RNA of Daldinia decipiens, 2152 nucleotides long. RefSeq lists its product as uncharacterized. Gene Ontology annotation, molecular function: metal ion binding. Lineage: Eukaryota; Fungi; Ascomycota; Sordariomycetes; Xylariales; Hypoxylaceae. The record is from RefSeq and is a predicted model, not a curated record. The transcript has 3 exons. Bases 155 to 1549 code for a protein of 464 amino acids.
UCUUCAACUUGACUUAUCUCAACUACCUUACUAACCUAAUCCACUACACCUACACCUACACCUAUUUCUUCUCAAUAAAUAUAUAACUAUUGCCCAUCGCCUUAUAUAUAUCAUCUUUCUAGAUUUGGCUAGUUCGCAAUCCCCUAUUUUAAAAAUGAAUAACGACGAAUCUAAAAGUGGCGUUGGCUAUCUAGCUCGCCUUGAACAUUUUCAUCAGCUUGAUAAAGAGAGGGAGGAUAUGAUUAAAGAUUUAAUAGCUAAAUACGACGAUCUCGAGCAGCGCUUCGAGUCGAAAUGUAAAGAAUUUGAUAAUGAGGUCCAAACACGUUCUAUAUACCAGUCUCGAGCCAAUGAUGCUACCACAAAGCUCACUGAUAUUCGACAUAAAAUGGAUGUUAAUUCUUUUGCUAUUGCUAUUAUAGAUGGCGACGGUGCUGUUUUUCGUGACGAUUGGAUUAGGAAGGGUGAAGACGGCGGCGCGAUGGCCGCCCAUCAAUUGCGCGACGACAUUAAGAAACAUCUUAAAGAAGCUCAUCCUGACGUUAACAUCGAAACGUGGCAUAUAAUGGUUCAGGUCGUUCUUAACCUCGAGGGCCUCUCCAGAAAGCUCUUUUGCGUUGACCUUGCGAAGAGCAUGAGCGAGUUAUCCGCCUUCGCUCGUGGAUUUAGUCGUGCUCAGGGGCUUUUUUCUUUUAUUGACGUCGGAAAGGGCAAGGAGCAGGCUGAUUUUAAAGUCCGCGAAACGCUGCGCUUGAUGGUACAUAAUCUUCAGUGCAAACAUAUUAUCUUUGGGCCUUGCCACGACAAAGGUUAUAUCGUCGAACUCAGGCCCUACCAGCUUGAGACGUCUAUUCUUAACAAGAUCACUUUACUUGAAACUACCCAGCCCCCGCGCGAAUUUGGCGAGCUGGCGUUCCGCAGAGUCAAGUUUAACGAUGUAUUUCGCUCUGAACUCCUUCCGGAAGGCUGGCUUCCGCCGACUCCUCCACCGUCGACAAGCAAACCAGCCCCCAUAACACCAUCAUCAGUAAACAAGGCAAUCAAUUAUUCUACCACCGCUUCUUCCUGGACUAGCACGCUUCCGUUUGUCAAUAGUUUCAAAAAGCCUGUGGCUACGCCGGUGAAAUCAACGAAGGCAUCUCCCCGCAAAUUUUAUUUCGUCAAUGCCUCGGGUCAGCGUGUCGAUGGGCCCCUACCGCAAGCCGAUCCCUACUCCGAACAGCGUUUCAAAGACCGUUGCGAAGAAGAAGGAAGCAGGAAGCCCUGUAACAGAUACCACCUGCAUGGUAUUUGCGAGGAAAAUGCAUGCUUGUAUUACCACGGGAAGCCUCUUAGCCCGGGUGAGCAACUCAUCUUACGAAUCAAAGCCAGAGGCUCUCUAUGCAAUUACAAGAGCGCUUGUAAGAGCAUUGAUUGCUAUUGGGGCCAUAAUUGCAAGUUCCAGAAGUGCCAAAAACUUAAUUGCGCCUUUGUUAACACUCAUGGGAUAGACCUGACUCCAGCGGAGAAAGUUUACGAAGACGGCUCACGAGAGGUCUUGUCUCCCUAAAAAAACAUGGUAAGCUGGUAUAUAGGACUUGCGCAAAAUCGUAGUCUAUGUUGUUACGAGCGCAUCUAAGUAUAAUUCUUUUUUAAAUCACGUAAGAUACAUGAGGAGAGGCAAUAUAUAAGUAUGUAUGUUUUUUAUUAUGAGAGGGAGCUAUGUAUAGAUCGUGGUAUUAUGUUACGGUUCACAGUGUUUGUUAAACUUAUAACACAAGACUUCUAGGGCUAAUUAAUAACCCUAACCCAUCAAAUGUCAUCACUUCUUUGGUUUGCGCUCCUUGUUUGGUGUACCCGGAAAGAUGAACAUAUAUGUUCGAUACAGGGCUGUGAGUACCGCAUAAUGUUCAUAGACACCUAGCAGUCGGAAAAAUAAGGUGCUAUUUUCCUUCUCUGGUGUAUCUUCCUUUGGUUUAUUUUCCUUCUUUGGUGUCAUUGUUUCAACUUACAGUUAUGUGGUUUUGUGUAGGUUCAGAUGUACGGUGGUUGAAGUUGUCAGUAUGGGUAGGUAGGUAAUUUGGUAUACUCUAUUGGAAACAAGGAAAGUUUGUUUUAAAGGCAAAUGCUGUAAAUUCAUGCUAGAUAGCAACAGCCCCUCUGUUCCUCAAAU